AUCCUUACAGCUGUUGGAAGGGAUGCUAACAACAACAUGUAUCCAAUUGCAUGGGCCAUAGUUGAGAUUGAAAAUACAUCUUCCUGGCAAUGGUUUUUGGAGUUGUUGAAGCAUGAUUUGGAAAUUGAUGAUAGCAGCCCCUGGACAGUCAUAAGUGAUCAACAAAAGGGUCUUACCAAUGUCAUCCAGAGCUUACUCCCUCAAGCUGAACAUAGAAAUUGUGCAAGACACAUUCAUGCAAACUGGAGCAAGAACCACAGAGGGAAAUUCAUGAAGCAGUUGUUCUGGAUGUGUGCUAGGUCCACAUGUGAGGCACAACUUCAGGAGUGGCUUCAAGAGCUUCAAAAAAAGGACCCUGCUGCAAAACAAGAUUUGGAAAUAUAUCCUUUCAAAAAC
Messenger RNA from Cuscuta europaea, 396 nucleotides. The record is from the annotation of a GenBank genome assembly. NCBI's taxonomy places the organism in Eukaryota, Viridiplantae, Streptophyta, Magnoliopsida, Solanales, Convolvulaceae.